UUUGCUGUGAAAGAGCAAACAUUCUAUUUUACCAAAAUAAAACAUUUCUUUAUCAAAAAUCAUGAUAAAAUUUAUCAUAGCGUUCGCUGCUACUUGUAUUGCUUUUGCUAGCGCCAAUCCAACAUAUUCUCUGACACCAGGAAAACUGUACAGUUUUAGUUACCAAUCACCGGAUCGGUCACGUUAUGAAUACGCAGAGAAUGUCUAUCGAGAUGGAAAAGUAGAAAAAGUAGUCAAGGGCUCAUUCUCACAUGUGGGGCCAAAUGGUUUUGAAUAUAAAACCGAAUAUACCGCCGACAGCAAGGGAUACCAUGCAACAGUACUUAGCUUCCCACCUCCGCCAUCACUUGUUGGUGCCACAAUGCCAUCAAAUGUACAACCACCAGCUCCUGAUGUCAUUUACCAUCCAUCAAGUCGGGUGGUAGAAUAGUAGCACUUUAUUAGACUCAAUUGUUAUUCUUGAAAGGGAACGUACUGCAGUUUUGUCAUAAGACGAAAACAAUUUAAUUUAUUAAAAUAGAUAAUAUAAUUUAUUAAAAUUUUCGAAAGUAUUAUUUGCUUAGACAGAUUCAAAUCAAAUGUGAAAGUAUAAAAAACGAUAAAUAAAAGCGUUUCAUAAGAGCAAUCUUUAUUUUGAAACUUAAUUAAGUAAUUUUACUAUCUUUUUUCCUCUGAAGUGUACUUAGCUGUUUAGAUACUGUAUAGAAGCUCUAAAUAUCCCUAGAUAGCUUCGUCUGUUGGUACCGAAAAUUAAUUAUUGUUUAUAAGACAUUAAUUUGGUUUUCGUGCCAUUAAUUUCUUGGAAAAGGGCCACUUGGCUCAAAAGUGAAAAAAAACCUACUAUAUUUAACUGAUAGAU
Messenger RNA from Contarinia nasturtii (swede midge), 859 nucleotides. RefSeq lists its product as uncharacterized. The record is from RefSeq and is a predicted model, not a curated record. The coding region runs from base 62 to 430 and encodes 122 amino acids. NCBI's taxonomy places the organism in Eukaryota, Metazoa, Arthropoda, Insecta, Diptera, Cecidomyiidae. The transcript is spliced from 3 exons.